CGCGGUGGGCCUGCAGAAAUGACCGAGUCCUCUGUGACAAAGCUGUCCUCUACCCUGCUGGAUGCCAUCACUGACAAGGACCCUGCAGUGCAGGAGCAAGUCCGCCGUGCUCUGUGCUGCCUCGGGGAGGCGCAGCCGAGGGAGACGCUCUGCGCCUGUGCGAAGUACCUGCAGCAGCAUGACCAGCUGGCACAUCCGUACCGAGCAAUGGUCCUGAGGGCCAUGGAGGCAAUCCUGAGCAGUUGCCCCAGCGAGCUGGACAAGGACACAGCCAGCAUCGUCAUCCUCCUGGCAUCCAGCGAGAUGACCAGGACUAAGGAAUUGGUCUGUGACUGGCAGCAGGCAGCAAGCCAUGUCCUUGUGGCCGUGGGGAAGCGCUACGUCAACCAGGUGAUGGAGGAGGUGCUGAGCAAGCUCCAGCCCGGGGUUGUGCCCCACUGCUUUGUGGUGCGGACGCUCGCUGACCUCUCGCUUUCCAAUGCCUUCGGCACAGUCCCCUUCCUGCCAUCCAUCCUGAGCACCAUGCUGCCCAUGCUGGGCAUGGCCAAGCACGACGCCGUGCGGGUGGCGUUCUGCCGCGCCCUGCAGCACUUCAGCGAGAGCACCCUGGAGUAUCUGGCCAACUUGGACCAAGCCCCAGACCCCACAGUCAGGAAGGACGCCUUUGCUGCUGACAUCUUCAGCGCCUACGAUAUUCUCUUCCACCAGUGGCUGCAGAGCCGAGAAGCCAAGCUCCGGCUCGCCGUGGUGGAGGCUCUGGGCCCUGUGAGCCACCUGCUGCCUGGUGAGAAGCUGGAGGAGCAGCUCCCCAAGCUCCUCCCUGGAGUCCUCGCCCUCUACAAGAAGCAUGCAGAGGCCUUCCACGUGUCCAAGAGCCUGGGCCAGAUCCUCGAGGCAGCCGUGAGCGUGGGCAGCCGCACACUGGAGGUCCAGCUCGAUGCCCUGCUGGCCGCUCUGCAUGCCCAGGGCCGCAGUGAGGCCAGGCCCUGCGCCAUGGCCCCGGCCCUGAGGGGCGGUGGAUGUGCGGUGGGAGAUGGAACCCUCUUGUCGUCUCUUGUAGCUGCUCAGAUGGAAGUUAAGAAGCCCUUUCUUCUCUCCUCCAUGAGGCUUCCCCUUCUGGACACCAACCACAAGGUGAAGCGGGCUGUGGUGCAGGUGAUCAGUGCCAUGGCUCACCAUGGCUACCUGGAGCAGCCUGGAGGCGAGGCGAUGAUCGAGUACAUCGUGCAGCAGUGCGCACUGCCCCCGGAGCAGGAGCCUGAGAAGCCGGGCCCCGACAGCGAGGACCUCGUGGCUGACAGUGUGCGGGCCAUCAGCAUCCGCACCCUCUACCUGGUCAGCACUACCGUGGACAGGAUGAGCGACGUCCUCUGGCCGUACCUGCUCGAGUUCAUCACCCCCGUGCGCUUCACUGGGGCCCUGACUCCACUCUGCAGGAGCCUUGCCCACCUGGCACUGAAGAGGCAGGAGGCAGGGGCCGACGCCUUCCUCAUCCAGUACGAUGCCCACGUGAACCUGCCUUCUCCCUAUGCUGUGGCCACAAGGCUUCUGGUUGUGUCUUCCAGCCCCUACCUGGGGGACGGCCGCGGGAUGGCCGCGCUGCGCCUCCUGAACGUCUUGCAUCGUAACAUCCACCCUUUGCUGGGUCAGCGGUGGGAGACAGCCAUCCCCCUGCUGCUGGAGUACCUGGAUGAAUGUACGGAGGAAACCCUGUCACAGAAGGAGUGGGAGGAAAAGCUGCUGAGGUUCCUGCGGGACAGUUUGGCUGCCGUGUCUGACAACACGUGGAUCUGCCAGCUGAGUCGGGAGAUGUGCAAGCAGCUGCCCUGCUACAAUGGGACGCCCCAGGAGAAGAACUUCCUGUAUAAAUGCAUAGGAACCACCCUGGGUGCUGCUUCCAGUAAGGAGGUGGUGAGGAAACAUCUUCGAGAGCUGUUGGAAACAGCCAGAUACCAGGAGGAGGCAGAGCACGAGGGCCUUGCCUGUUGCUUUGGGAUCUGUGCCAUCGCCCACCUUGAGGACACCCUGGCCCAGCUGGAGGACUUUGUGAAGUCAGAUGUGUUUAGAAAAUCCAUGGGCAUUUUCAACAUCUUUAAGGACCGAGGUGAGAGCGAGGUGGAGAGAGUAAAGAGCGCGCUGAUCCUGUGUUACGGGCACGUGGCCGUGCGGGCGCCCCGCGAGCUGGUGCUGGCCAAGGUCGAGGCCGACAUCCUGCGCAACAUGCUCCAGUGCUUCAACACUAAGGUUCUGGGAAUAAAGGUAGAGACCAAGGACCCGGCCCUGAAGCUGUGCCUUGUCCAAAGCAUGUGCAUGGUCAGCCAGGCCAUCUGCAGCAGCACCCAAGCUGGUGCCUUCCACUUCUCAAGGAAGCCGGAACUGGUGGCACAGAUGAUGGAGUUCAUCAGGGCCGAGCCCCCAGACUCCCUGAGGACGCCCAUGAGGAAGAAAGCCAUGCUCACCUGCACUUACCUGGUCUCCCUGGAGCCAGUGCUGGAGGAGCAGGUCCAGGCAGACAUGGUCCAGGGCUGUCUGCACAGCAUCAUGGCCCUGCCGCCUGAAGACGGAGACGAGGGCUGCCAGGAGGCCCUAUAUCUUGACACAAUGCGUGCCCUUGAAGAUUUGCUCAGGAGCCUCCUGCAGCGCAGCAUGACGCCCCAGAGCCUGCAGAUCAUGGUUGAGCACCUGAGCCCGUGGAUCAAGUCUCCGAGGGGCCACGAGCGGGCACGGGCUCUUGGCCUUAGCGCCUGCCUGCUGCGCUUCUUCCUGGAGCACCUGCAUGUCAGCGCCCUGGUGCCCUUCCACAACCUGGGCCUCCUCGUCGGCCUUUUUGCUCCCCGGUGUGCGGACCUGUGGCCUGCCACCCGCCAGGAGGCCGUGGGCUGCGUCCACUCCCUGCUCUACCUCCAGCUGGGCUACGAGGGCUUCUCCCGAGACUACCACGAUGACAUGGCCGAGCAGCUCCUCACCCUCAAAGAUGGCCUCAAGCACCCUGACCCAUCCAUCCUCUUCCACGCCUGCCAUAGCAUAGCCCAGAUCAUCGCUAAGCGCCUCCCACCAGACCAACUCAUCAGCCUCUUACUAACCAUGUUCGAAGGCCUGGGGGACCCUGAUGAGAACUGCUCCCGAGCUGCCACUGUCAUGAUCAACUGUCUGCUGAAGGAGCGGGGCGGCGUGCUCCUGGAGAAGGUGCCAGAGAUCGUGAGUGUGCUGCGCUCCAAGCUGCAGGAGACCCGCAGGGAGCAUGUCCUGCCGGCCGCCCAGCACAGCGUGUACCUCCUGGCGUCCAAGCACUGUGCGGCCGUUGUGUCCAGCCUCCUGGGCAGCCCCUUGCCCCUUGACAGCCACACCUGCACCCUGUGGCGAGCACUGGCCGUGCAGCCUGGCCUCGCCACCCAGGUCCUGGAGCUGCUCCUGGAGAAGAUGACCAGAGACGUCCCAUUCAAGGAGAGCCGAGCCUUCCUGCCGGGCAGCACUCCUGACCGGGUGGCCACACUGCUGCCCCUCGCCGCUACCUGUGCACUGCACGAGGUUGUGUCUGCUCCAGCGUCGGGGCCCGCAGUGCUCAAGCUCUACCCCCAGCUGUUUGCGGCGCUCCUGCUGCGUGUCAGCUGCACCGUGGGCGUCCAGCUGCCCCGGAACCUGCAGGCCAAGGAGAGGAGGAGCACCAGGAGCUUCGAGCCCUGCAGCGCUGCCGUAGAAACCCUGAAGGCCCUGCUGCUCCGAGGCGGCAGUGAGGACGUGGUGCAGCGCAUGGAGCAGGAGGGAGGCUGGGAGCUGCUCAAGACCUCCGCAGAGCACGAGGAGGGGGUCAUCCUACUGGCCAGUGCCAUGGCCAAGUCUGCAGGCCCCCGGCUCCCCACAGUGGUGAAGGAACUCAUGCGCAUGCAGGCCAGUGUGUAUGAGAUCCAGAGGGUCACCUCCACUGCUUUCCUGGCUGAGCUACUCAACAGCAACGUGGUCAAUGACCUGAUGCUCCUGGAGCUGCUGCUGGACAACCUGACAGCCCAGCAGAAGGACUCCUGCACUAGCGUACGGCGACUGGUGCUCCGCGGUCUGGCCAAUGUCGCCUCUGGCUCCCCUGACGAGGUACGAGCCCAUGGCCCCCAGCUCCUGACAGUCUUGAUCAGCGGGCUGGACGACGGGGAUGCUCCACACAGCCCGGUGGCCCUGGAGGCCAUGGCGGGCCUGGCACGGCUGCUGGACCUGGUGGAGCCCUGGGACCUGCGCUCGGUGCUGCUGCAUGUUGCCAUCCGCAUCCGGCCCUUCUUUGACAGCGAGAAGAUGGAGUUCCGGACAGCAUCUGUGCGCCUCUUUGGGCACCUCAACAAGGCCUGUCACAGGGACUGUGAGGACGUCUUCCUAGAGCAGGUGGUGGGCGGGCUGGCGCCCCUGCUGCUGCACCUGCAGGACCCUCAGGCACCUGUGGCCAGCGCCUGUAGGUUUGCCCUGCGCAUGUGCGGCCCCAAUCUGGAGUGUGAGGAGCUGGCAGCCACCUUCCAGAAGCACCUGCAGGAGGGCAGGGGCCUGCACUUCGGAGAGUUCCUCAAUGCCACCUGCAGGCACCUGAUGCACCACUUCCCUGAGCUGCUGGGCCGCCUGGUGAGCACCAACCUGUUCUACUUCAAGAGCAGCUGGGAAGACAUCCGCAUAGCCGCCGCCAUGUUCACCGGGUUCCUGCUGCUGCACGCUGAGUCUGCGCACAGGCCGCAGGUGGACCUGGAGCAGCUCCUUGCAGCGCUCCAGCUCCUGCUGAAGGAUCCAGCCCCUGCGGUGCGGAUGAAGGCUGCCGAGACUUUGGGCCGCCUGGCAAAAUUUGCCUAAGGCUCCGACCAGUGACCCCCUACAAGCAAUACCCACCCAGGUCUGAGCCUGCCCAGGGACAGGCUCUCCUGAGGACCCACGGCCUGGGAUCAAACCACCGCCCUCCAUGAGGAAGGUGCUGGAGGCCCGAUGGGAUGGGGGCGGAUCACUGUGCCCCCACAUAUUCUCCAAUAAAACUGCCUGCUCAGCGGGUGACAGGAUGCA
Galeopterus variegatus (Sunda flying lemur) is the source of this 5025-nucleotide messenger RNA. It is a transcript of the gene MROH1, whose product is annotated as maestro heat-like repeat family member 1. The transcript has 40 exons. The record is from RefSeq and is a predicted model, not a curated record. The coding region runs from base 19 to 4821 and encodes 1600 amino acids. NCBI's taxonomy places the organism in Eukaryota, Metazoa, Chordata, Mammalia, Dermoptera, Cynocephalidae. Gene Ontology annotation, molecular function: protein binding. Gene Ontology annotation, cellular component: cytoplasm.